GGUUCACGCUUGGAACACCAUGGGGUUCACACUUGGAACACCGUGUAGUUCACACUCGGAACACCGUGUGGUUCACACUUGUGUGUUCUCCUCCAGCUGUAGAUGUCCGGGGGUUCCCGUUGGUCCUGGCUCGCUCGCUCAGGCGUGUCCCUCCGUGUUUGUGCAAAUGGCUUUUUAUCAAGCAGUCCCAGCGUGCUGAGUAGCUCAAGACGAAUUAUCUUUGCUUGGAGGCACCAUCUGUCCUUUUUACCUCUGGCCAAACUGAAUUUUAUUUUUUUGCCCUUUCCCCUUUUAUGUUAUUUCUCCCACUUCCAAAUUUAAUUGUGUCACCAAGAGUUUGCCCCGUGUGAUUUUCCACCUGCUUUCCUAUGCUACCUGACCUAAAUUAACUGCUAAAUGCUGCUUCUUUCCCUCUUAGAGAGACGACUGUGGACAACUGUUGCUCAUGGCAGCUUUGGUGGGCUGGAAAGAGGCAAUUUGAGUGGGAAAAGUGUAAUAGCACCAGGCUGUUGCUGGGUUGUGUAGCCUAGGAGAAGGUCUGUCCGUUGUUGGUUUGGCUGUUUUUUGUGCUUGGGUGAGAUGGGGGAGGAGACCAAGGCUCUUCUGAACUGGACGUGGCUGAGGAGAUAAGCCCAGUGUGGGGCUGGAGUCAGGGCAAGGCUGGAACACAGGACGCAGGCUGCAUUUGGGAGAGGAAAACGCAGAGGUUGGGGAAAGAGAAGAACAGAGAGUGACCCUAACCGGAGGAAGGUGAUGGAUUCUCUGCAGGAGAAGCCAGGUCAGUUUUGAAGAAGACACCCAGAAGCAACCGGCCGUGGGACCCUGGAAGACACUGAUGCCAUCCAAAGGCAGCAAGGAGGAGCCCGAGACGGGGAGCCAAGAUGCUGGAGGUGCGGAUGAGACCCCGUCCACCGAGCAGCUCAACGUGUCCCGCCUGCGCAGCUCUUCCGUGGAGAUCCGUGAGAAGGGCUCUGAAUUCCUGAAGGAGGAGCUGCACAAAGCACAAAAGGAGCUGAAGCUGAAGGACAAAGAAUGUGAGAGAUUGUCCAAAGUCAGAGAACAACUGGAGCAGGAGCUCGAGGAGUUAACAGCCAGCCUGUUUGAGGAAGCGCACAAGAUGGUGAGAGAAGCAAACACUAAACAGGCAGCGUCGGAGAAGCAGCUGAGGGAGGCACGAGGGAAGAUCGACAUGCUGCAGGCAGAGGUGACGGCUCUGAAGACGCUGGUGAUCACAUCCACACCUUCCUCCCCGAACCGGGAGCUGCACCCUCAGCUCCAGAGCCCUUCUAAAGCCGUUUUCAGGAAGGGCCACGGGCGAAACAAGAGCACCAGCAGCGCCAUGGUCUCGGCCAUCAGCCAGAACGUGACCCCAGAGCCCGUCAGUCAUGAGCGCAAGGAGUCUGGGUUCCCCGCUCUCCUCUCUCUGCUCCUCUGUCUCCUCCCUGGGAAGUCCAUCCACAUCACCUAUGAACCCGGCUGGCAGGACGUGGGGGCAGAUGCUUCCUCCUCCUUGCGGCAGGUCGACUCCAUUUUAUUUGCCGAGUUCCAAGCCUGGAAGGAAUCUCCAACUUUGGAUAAAUCCUGCUCUUUCCUGGACAGAAUUUAUCGAGAAGACGUAGGACCUUGUCUGGACUUCACUAAGCAGGAGCUGUCAGAGCUGGUGCGAGUGGCCGUGGAGCAGAACACGCUCACCAUCGAGCCGGUGGCUUCCCAGACGCUGCCUGUGGUGAAGGUGUCGGCAGAGGAGUGCGGCGGACCAAAGCAGAUUGUUCCAAGAACAACCCAUCCUGUGUUUAUCCUUACCAGUUUCCUUUUGAUUUUUAUUUGUUUUUUAUGUCUUCACAGUGGGUUCCGGUCACAAAUUGUAAUGAAAUGUGCUCUGAGCGGCCUCCCCAGGACCUGCAAGCACCGCAUCAUGCUGGGGGACUCGGGGAAUUACUACUACAUUUCACCAUCCUGCAGGGCCAGGAUCACAGCAGUGUGCAACUUCUUCACCUACAUUCGCUAUAUCCAGCAGGGCUUGGUGCGGCAGGAUGUGGAGCUGAUGUUCUGGGAGGUCAUGCGGCUCCGGAGGGAGAUGUCCUUGGCCAAACUUGGGUUUUAUCCCAGCGAGAUGUAAGCGUGGAGGGAAACUGCUCCUGGAUGAACGGCUGGUCAAAGGCUGUUUGCCAAGCAGCUGAACGCGGCGCCUCUCCCGCCAUGGGCUGCGCUCGCUCCUCAUCCUCCCUCUGCCUGACGCUGAUCAAGGAGCGAGCAGCACAAGUUCCACCUUCAGCUGUCCCGCUUGUCCAACUGUGACUGGACCGGAGCUGCCCUGGCAGCUGGGCUGGCCUGGAUGCGCUGGGGUGGCCGCCAAUGGACUCUGCUCUACGGAGUCUCCUAUAUGCAGUGUAUAUCCAUUUAAUUUUUUUUUAAACCUUUUGUUUUUAUAUGCACUCUGCUUUGGCGUAGUCUGAGGCCAGCCCUGUGCAAGGCAGGCGUCCUGGAGCCUUCUCUUUGUAAGCAACUCUUUCAUGACAGACGCUGGCUGUCUGUCCAGCCAUACACAAGGUCCUGCUGGCCACUUAUUCCCCUAACAACCCUUUAAUCACCAGCAGAACACAAUAAUCUUCUGGAGAGACAUAAGCAGCCUGUUUGCAGGUACUCGCUCCUUUUAAAGGAGUCUGCAAGAGAAGCUUUCUGCCAACCAAGUCACAAAGAGGGAUUUGUUUCUGUGUUUUUUAGCUUGCGAUUUGGCACUGGGGGAAUCCAGGCCGGGGGAACAGCCGGAGCAGAGGUCGGAGCUUUGCACCUGGGGCCUUGGGCAGAAGAAAAUGAGUGGGGAUAUUGCAAAACUCACAGCUGGCUGCAGGAUGUUUUCUCCUGGUCUAGAGAUUCUGACAGUCCUUGGUGCAGAAGUCCAUCCCUGUGGUGCUCUCACAUCCAAACCUCACCCACAAACAGAUGCUUCUGAGCUGUUUCUGCUCAGAAGGAGCUUUGGGCAGUAUUGUUCUGAGUGUUUAGAUAGAAACCGUGAUCCCAGGCUGGGUCCUUUGUCUCCAGAAGGAGCGUGCCCAGCCUGGGCAGUCUUAAAGCCCCGAGAUUUCUUCCCCAGUGUUAGACCAGACCUAGAGAUGCACAUCCGCUGGGAAACCCAGUGUCUCCUGGGCUGCUGUGGUUCCUGUCGGCUUCAAAACGCGCUGGGAAGGAUGUCCCUAAAGCUGAGGUCAGCUCUAGCUUGAGCUCAGGCUUUUCUACCAAACUGUGUUAAAGCCAUGACAGUGUUUUAUAGCCAAUUUAGCCCCUGUGAAUUCAGCUGAGCCACAAGGCACCCUGGAGGUUUCACCUCGUGUGACAUUUCUGUGCUCUUGACUGGCCUGUCACCCUGUCCCUCUGCCAUCAUCUUAGCAAGUCAGUGCCCAGAACCCCAUCCCCAUCUCCAUUAAGUUUCAUCCUCUCCUGGGAGAUGCUGCAGUAGGAGCUCUGUGUCUUCAGUGGAAGGAAACCAACAGAGCUGCUGGGUUCUUGUCCAGGGGAGGGAGGAAUAGAUGGGGGAAACAGAGGUUUUUUGGUUGGGAACCUAAUACAAGGACAGUUCCACAGCAGAUCUAAGAACCUUCUGUGGAAGACCCCAAUGAGCACAAGCUUUCCUGACCCUGAGCACACUUAAAAUAUCCUUUCCUUAUGACUAUAUGGGCACGUGAUAUUGUUUGCUGAGGGUUAGUAGCUACGUGAAGUAUGAGUUAUCAUCCCCGGAGCUGGGAGAACACAUUCCUGAUGACACAAAAGCUUUGAAUCCACCUCAGAAAGGGCUGAGCCACGAGUCCCAGUCGUUAACACCCCAGUUCUGCCUUUACUUCCCACAGCUGAGUGAUGCUGCUCCCCCUAAAUAGAGAGGUAUGUACAUCUGCUGCUUUUCACCAAAGGAGUAUGUUUCCAAUGGGGAGUAAAAACCUGGACAGUGAGUCUUUGGGUAAGAGUCUGUUUGGGUCUUGAGCUGGUGAUAAACCUGCAUCUCUUGUGGUGGUGGCUGCGGAAUUGUGGCAAUUUGACACCAAUUUUUCCAGAGGGGAAAACAGAAGUAUCUUUUCCCAGUUGCAAAUUUCAACUCAGGUAAAUUUGAUUCCGUGGCAGUUUAUCCUUGUAUCUGUUCCCCCUGAUCUACAUGUCCUGUGCCAUCAGCUGCAACAUUGCACAACAGAGGUGGCUGCAUCGCAGCGCUGGGAAUGAGAUGGUCUCUCUGUGGAUGAGAUGGUUUGGUUUGUGGGUUUUUAUUUCCCCGCCCCAGUGUCACUUUGUAAAGCACUUUGAGAUGGAAGGAAUUAGAGAAGUGUGUUGUAUAAGGUCAUCUUGCAUUUCAAACAAAGCAGAGAGAAUAAUUUGUAAGUGAAUAUGAAGUCAGUCCGUUAGCAGCGGGAUGGUUGCACCCUGCUCUUUAUUAAAAGGAAAAUAAACAUUUGUUAUUAACCUC
Molecule: messenger RNA, 4450 nt
Organism: Columba livia (rock pigeon)
Lineage: Eukaryota; Metazoa; Chordata; Aves; Columbiformes; Columbidae
Gene: RAB3IL1
Product: RAB3A interacting protein like 1
Exons: 12
Coding region: 836-2119 (427 amino acids)
Biological process (GO): exocytosis
Cellular component (GO): Golgi to plasma membrane transport vesicle
Molecular function (GO): guanyl-nucleotide exchange factor activity
Source: RefSeq, a predicted model, not a curated record